AGAGCACAGACCACAGCUUGAGCAACUGGCACCUGGUACUAUGGGACUACCUCCUCCUUCCCCAGGCUGAACCGUCAAAUCGCCGUCAAUUCAAACCUCGCGGUAAAACAGCCACCAUCGAAAGAAUUCAGUUAGUGGUAACGCUGACCGCGAUACGCUCGUUACUUCUCUAAUUCCUAAUUACGCCUUUCAGCCAAUCUUUACCCGCCCACCCGGCACAGUAUCGCAGCCUAGAUGAAGCUCGGACACAGUCCACAUCAUGGCCAGUAGACAAGUUCAGUUGGCCCGAUGGCUUGCCAGUUUCAUAGCUCUGAUAUGGCCGCACUUAACUGUCGUUAAUCUCCUUCGUCUGCUCUGGCUCAGCACUGUCUAUUACGACGAACGUCAUGUGUACAAGUCCGCAAUGGCAACCUGUGAUUGGGAUAACUGGGAGAACUGGGUAUACCCCUCGCCUUGCCCUCCCCAUUGCUAGCCACAAAACUAAAAGUGUUAGGGACCAGAAACUGUCCCCCACCGAGUGGUUCUGAUUGCCGACCCGCAGAUAAUAGACCGACACACAUACGCUCGUCGAGACAUCGCUCUCUCCGCAACUAUAUUCUACACCGACCUAUACAUGUCCCGCUCCUAUGACAGUAUAAUCAAUCACCUCAACCCCUCUACAGUUAUUUUUCUCGGCGAUCUUUUUGACGGGGGCCGGGAGUGGGAUUCGGAUCGGAUAGCGCAUCACCACACCGACGCCCUUAUUCCCGACGACCCGGCGGGAUUCCCGGAUUGGAAAGAGUUCAAGGAUGAAUAUUGGUUAUCCGAGCACGCUCGGUUCUCCCAAGUAUUCCCCUCUACUCCAUACCGGAAAACCGUGCAGUCUUUACCAGGAAACCACGAUAUCGGCGUAGGCAAUAGCAUUAAGGAAAGCGUCCUGGAGCGGUUCCGGCUAUUCUUCGGAGAAGGAAACAGUCUCCUGACUCUCGGGAACCACUCGAUUAUACUGCUAGACACGCCAUCUCUUUUGAAUGAUGUCAACCCAAGGAUCUAUAGCCCGCCGCGAGACUUCCUAGACUCGUUCCCAGACCUCCUCUCUCCUACUCCCCUUCAUCCUCACGUAAUUCAAGAUGCCUCACCUCUAACCCCACCCUCUCUCGCACAAGCCAGCCCAAAGCCCGUAAUCCUCCUCUCGCAUAUCCCCCUCCACCGCCCGCCUGACACCUCUUGUGGGCCUCACCGCCAAUCCCGGAACCCAAUCCGCAUCGGCAGCGGAUACCAGUACACCAACACUCUCCCAGAACCCCUCUCGCAAGAGAUCCUACACAAAACCGGCGCAAAGCAUGUAUUUUCCGGCGAUGACCAUGACGCAUGCACCGUCACCCACGAAUACGACGACGGAAAGCAGAAGGCGGAGGAAGUGACUGUUAGAACCUUCGCUUGGACAAUGGGUGUGCGCCAGCCGGGGUUCUUGAUGGUUAGCUUGCUGAAUGAUGGAUUGAGGAAUGGGAAGGAAACAGUGCUGGUUCACGAGUGUCUGCUGCCGGACCAGAUCGGGAUUUAUCUGGGGUAUGUGGAAUUGCUUGUCCAGACUUUAAUCAUUGUCCUUUUGAAUAUUGCCAGGAGGAGGGGUGCGCUCUGGUGGUGGUGCCGGUGCUUGAAACCGGGGGGGGGUAGGGAUGAGGAUAGGGGGAGACAAGAAGGAUUGUUGGGAAUUAUCCCAGGAGAGAAAAAUACCGAGAUGGAGGAGGGUGCGGGGAAGAAGCGCAACAGGCAGUGCUCCGGGGAGUUUUGGGGGGAGCUAAGGGACCUGGUGAUUGUGGUUGUUCCGUUUUACUUGACUUUGCUGGCGCUAUGGUAGACAAAUACGAGGGGAGAAUACCGUAGAGGGUUCACCAGCGGACUUUGGUUAUUGUUUUACGCUCUUGGAUCUGUAUUUCGCUUCUUCCUCUACUUCUAGUUAAUGUUUGUGAUACCCAUAUUCUUCAACUUUCCUUUCAUCCCAAAUCAACCCAUAGUUAGGCAUUCGUCCGAUCCCUGAGUAAUCAUAGUCUUUGUCAACCAUAGAUAUUGAAGCAUCAGCUAUCACUCGA
This is a messenger RNA of Tuber aestivum (summer truffle), 2072 nucleotides long. The record is from the annotation of a GenBank genome assembly. NCBI's taxonomy places the organism in Eukaryota, Fungi, Ascomycota, Pezizomycetes, Pezizales, Tuberaceae.